CACAAUGCGCCUGUCGUGAUUUUCAUUGAUUCCCCAUAAAGUUGGUUUAGUUCGAAACCGGAGUGUCAGCGAGUAAACAUGGAAAUGGAAACAUUGUAGGAUUUUAAUGAUUUAUAAGUUCAAAAGAAAGUUGUGAUUUCAGCAUGACACAUUUACGAACAAGCAUGUCAGGAGUACUUGUGGCGUUGGUUGUUAUGUUGCAAGGUGUCCACUCGAUGACCAGUACCAAGUCUAUGACGGCAUUAUCCAGGGCCAACCUGCCCGUCCACGUCAACGACAGCGUCAUCGUAGAGCUCACGGAGCAGAUACUGGAGGAGAGAUCGGGCAAGUUCCUACACUGUGCUGUUGACGUCAUCACCGACCCGUCACGGCGUCUUCUCCUACACUUCCUCUCCAUGGAUAUAUCAAAAGACAAUCUCACACCCGACAGACUUCACAUAUACGACUACCGUCCGGGCGGAGCAGUGAAGCAGGUGACGCCCGUGAUGGGUCUUUUCGGUGUGUACGACUCCUACUUUAAGGACACAAGCCCGGGGGUGAUGGAUUACAAGUCCUCCCGCAAUAAACUCCGGCUAGACUACAUGGGCAAGCCAAAUCUCUUAUAUAGUGGCUUCCGGAUACUCAUUACGUCGUUUCAAGAUUUGCGAAGCGAUGAUUGUGAUCGUUUACACCACCACUGUGGGCGGGCCCAAAUCUGUGUUCCCCUGUCAGUCAUGUGUGACGACGAGUAUAACUGUGGCGACGGCGACCAGACUGACGAAAAUACCUGCCACCUGGUGGUCGACCCUGAGUGGAAAGGGGCAGAAGCUACCAUUACGGCCGUGGUAGCCGCCGGUGUGGCUAUUAGUGUCUUUCUCCUGGUUAUUGUUGCUGUCCUCUGUUUCCUUAAGAAACAAAACAGAAGAAGUUACAUUAGACAACAAAGUGUACAAAUAUACGCCAAAAGGAAAGCCAACGGAGAGUGGACAGUUGGAAAUAACAUCGACACACUGGGCGUGACUGAACUAUAUGCCCCGCCCACUUAUGAGGAUGCUGUUAAAAAGGAGGUGAAUGAGGAACCGCCCCCUGCUUAUGAUGUUGUGUCCACACUCCCCCAGUCCCAACUACAGGGGUCACCAUAUUCCGUCCGAUCAGUUAAUAGGGUAACGGUUGUGUGUAUCGAACGUCCAUGUGACAAUGAUAACAUAGACAAUCUAGAGGAGUGCCAAACAGAAAUAGUAUGUAUAGCUGCUCCCGAGCAGGCUCCAGAUAGAACGGACGAUGUUCAAAAUGUCACUUCUUGCCCACAAGAAAAUGCUUCCCUAGACAACGAACCAUUGAUAAGUAUCUCCAACAAAAGUGUUUCUAAAUCUGAUGAUUGUUCCCAAUCAUGUUCUUCCGGUCAGGAGGAGGAUUCUGGGACGUAUGCCGAGGAGAGUUCCCAGGAGAGCGGAAGCAGUAAUCUGGAGGAGGACUUGAUAUCUGUAACGUCAGACUUCCAGAUGACAGACGGAAAAAGUUACUUAGACAACGCAACUACAAAAUCAGGAGAAAAAACUCCGGACUACUCCAAUCGGAUAUGUCUGAUGAAUUGUGACGAUAUUGAAUACGUGGACACAGUGGAUGAUGUGAACGGGAAUGGUGUGUAACAAAACGUUUCUUUUCCAACGCAGAGAGCAUUAAUUUCUAUGUCACCACAGUCCUCAUUUGUAGCGCUAUAGGGUCAUGUCAAUCCCAAUUUUAAACGUCGUAUAUAACAUAUAUGAAAUUAAAGACUGAAACGGUAUGUUUCCAGGAGAAAUUAAUUAUUUUUCAAUGUUAGGCCUUUGUAAAUGACAUGUUAAAACCAAUCGGUAUGAUGAUUUGUAUGUACCGUGAGCAAAGAACUACCGAUUUCAAAGAUAACAAGUAUCUAAGCUUAACAAUGGUUCCAUGCAUAUAAUUUGGGUUUGUAAAAAACGAAAAGCAAAUUAACGUUGUACAUAUGUAUGUCAACAAAAUGUAAGAAUGCUAAUGCUUUAGAUCGAAGAAAGACGAAACAUCUUGUAAAGCAUUGCAUUGAUUUUCCCUGAAACUAAUCAGCAUGAUAUCGUUCUAUGUAUAAAUUACAAAAUUCGUGUGAUAUUAUAGACAUUUCACAAACCACAUGAAGUUCAGACCAAUACACGUGUGCGUUAAGUUAUUAGCAUUACACAAUUCCCAUGAAGUUGAAAACGUUACACAAAUUCACGUGAAGUUAAGACCAUUACGUAAUACGCGUAAAGUUGUCAACAUUACGUUAUAUACUUGAAGUUACAGACAGUAGAAAUAAGACACCUGGAUGAUGCUUUUAUGGUCACUAUACACUACAUCGAACAGACAGUAUCCCUCCAAGCGUAUACACUCUCAUGUAAAAUGUUUCUGAAGUUAUAUUUACUUUCUCAUCGGCAACUAGACAAGUCCAUCCAUUCAUAAUUAGUUUUAGUACAUUUAAGAUGCUGGUGCUAAUAAAAACAAUAUUUAAACAUUCAUUGUAAUUUUUCCAUGCUUAAGGUCACGCUACCACAAUUGGUACAAUUUUGACAGAUUUUUAGUGAUCUUUAAAAAUUCAGAUCUUGUAUCUGGAAUG
Molecule: messenger RNA, 2587 nt
Organism: Mizuhopecten yessoensis (Yesso scallop)
Lineage: Eukaryota; Metazoa; Mollusca; Bivalvia; Pectinida; Pectinidae
Exons: 6
Coding region: 144-1628 (494 amino acids)
Molecular function (GO): protein binding
Source: RefSeq, a predicted model, not a curated record